CAUGCCUUCCGCAGCCUUAAUCGUGCCCUUUUAAAUUCACGAUCCGUCAACCUCUAUCGCAAUUUUCGUCCCCUUCGCCCCAACCCUAAUUCCAUCGUCCGACGGCUGAUUCACGACACCAUUGCAGUAGAUGGCGACCUUUGCCCGACCUGAGAAUGCCCUGAAAAGAGCUGAAGAGUUGAUAAAUGUUGGGCAAAAUCAAGAAGCCCUGGAAACUCUUCAUGGUUUUAUUACCACAAGGAGGUAUAGAGCUUGGACUAAAACUCAUGAGAGGAUAAUGUUCAAGUAUGUUGAGUUAUGUGUCGACAUGAGAAGGGGAAGGCAUGCUAAAGACGGCCUUAUCCAGUAUCGUGGCAUCUGCCAACAGGUUAAUAUUACUUCUCUAGAGGAGGUGAUAAAGCAUUUCAUGCAGUUGGCCACUGAUAAGGCUGAGCUUGCACGUAAUCAAGCUGAGGCUCUGGAAGAGGCCUUGGAUAUUGAUGACUUGGAAGCUGAUAAAAGGCCUGAAGAUCUGAUGUUGAGCUACGUUAGUGGUGAGAAAGGAAGAGACAGAUCUGACCGUGAACUUGUUACUCCAUGGUUUAAGUUUCUGUGGGAAACUUACAGAACAGUUUUGGAAAUUCUCCGAAACAACUCAAGACUUGAAGCUCUGUAUGCUAUGACCGCACAUCGUGCCUUCCAGUUUUGCAAGCAAUACAAGCGUACGACAGAGUUCCGGAGAUUGUGUGAAAUAAUUCGGAAUCAUCUGGCAAACCUUAACAAGUAUAGGGACCAACGGGAUAGGCCUGAUCUUACCGCUCCUGAAAGCUUGAAGUUGUAUCUUGAUACCAGAUUUGAGCAACUUAAAGUUGCUACUGAACUUGAACUUUGGCAGGAGGCAUUUCGUUCAAUUGAGGACAUACAUGGACUCAUGUCCAUUGUUAAGAAAACUCCUAAACCUUCUGCUUUGGUUGUUUUCUAUUCUAAGCUUUCUGAAAUUUUCUGGAUGUCAUCCAGCCAUCUUUAUCACGCUUAUGCAUGGCUUAAGCUUUUCACACUUCAGAAAAGCUUUAACAAGCACCUAGAUCAGAAGGAUUUACAGUUAAUAGCAUCAUCAGUUGUUUUAGCUGCACUUUCUGUACCUCCUUAUGACCGCUCAUAUGGUGCAUCUCAUUCGGAGCUUGAAAAUGAGAAAGAGCGGAAUUUAAGAGUUGCAAACCUUAUUGCUUUUGAUGUUGAAUCCAAACCUGAGAAUAGAGAAGUGCUUUCAAGGUCAUCACUGCUCUUGGAAUUGGUAUCCAAAGGAUUGAUGAACUGUGUUAACCAGGAAGUGAAGGAUCUUUACCAUAUCUUGGAGCAUGAAAAUCUUCCUUUUGACCUGACUCUGAAAGUGCAACCCUUGUUAUCGAAAAUUUCUAAGCUUGGUGGUAAACUUGCUUCUGCAUCUUCUGUACCAGAAUUGCAAUUCUCUCAAUAUGUUCCUUCUCUGGAGAAACUUUCUGCUCUGAGGUUGCUGCAACGGGUUUCACAGGUGUACCAGUCCAUGAAUAUUGACAACUUAUCAAGGAUGAUUCCUUUCUUUGAUUUUCCUACCGUUGAGAAAAUAUCAGUGGAUGCAGUCAAAAAUUAUUUCUUAGCAAUGAAAGUGGAUCACAAGAAAGGUGCCAUUUUCUUUGGUAACAAAGGUCUUGAAAUAGAAGGCUUAAGGGACCACCUGUCAACAUUUGCGGAGUCUCUUGGCAAAGCAAGGCUGAUGAUCCAUCCUCCUGCAAAGAGAGUCUCAAAAUUGGGGGAAAUGCUUACAGAUUUGGUGGUAGUGGUUGAGAAAGAACACAUGCGACUUCUUGCUCGCAAUUCAAUAAUUGAAAAGCCUAAAGAAGAACAAGAACGCCAGCUUUUAGAAAUGAAAGAGGUGUUGAUUGUGAGUGCUGAAGAUACGAGAAGAGGAAGCCAAGAGGCUAAAAUUACAGAAGAUAAACUACUUAGAGAAGGACGAAACUCUGUCAGGCUGCAGUCGUCUCAGCCCCGGGAACCACCGGGGGACGUUCUUCCCCUCCUGUGCCCUACGACCAUCUAUAAGACAAACACACCCAUCGCUUCGCUAGAUGUUGAUACGAGCCAGGGAAACUCGUACGCUAGCGAGUUAACAGGCCCGGUGUGGGCAUGCCAAGUCACUAAAUGUUGUGAGUUUUCAUUCAAGGACUUCCCGGGCAUCUCUCAAACAUUAGAACACUACCCACAUGCCAAGUCACUAAAUGUUGUGAGUUUUCAUUCAAGGACUUCCCGGGCAUCUCUCAAACAUUAG
Striga asiatica is the source of this 2284-nucleotide messenger RNA. NCBI's taxonomy places the organism in Eukaryota, Viridiplantae, Streptophyta, Magnoliopsida, Lamiales, Orobanchaceae. The record is from the annotation of a GenBank genome assembly.